AUGGCUUCAUCAUCAUCAAAAGUCACACUGAAACUACUGAUAGACAAAAAAGGGAAAAAGGUGUUGUUCGCUGAAGCAGGUAAGGAUUUCAUCGAUUUCCUCUUCUCCAUUCUCACUUUACCGAUCGGUACCGUUAUCAAUAUCUUAAACAGCAAAGGCAUGGUAGGCUGUUUAGGUAAUCUUUACCAAAGUGUAUCCGAUCUAAGCAAUGAUUACAUGCAACCCAACCAACAAAAAGACGUGGUCUUAAAACCCAAGUCCUCCCUUUCAUCUCAUCAAGUCCCUCUUUUGCAACUUGACGAUACUUCUUCAUCUCCACCAACCACUGAAACCAAAUUAUUUUACAAGUGUGCGGGAUGCAACAGCGCCCUUCUUUCGCCAAUAUCUGGUACACAGUGUCCUUAUUGUCGCAACGCAAUGUCUACCUUGGUCACUAUGUAUGUUCCGAAACCGUCCUCGGCAGCUUCUGUUCCGGCUGCUGCUACUACUAACAUUGGUGAGGUGGCAGGUGGAUUUGUGAAGGGGGUGGUGACGUACAUGGUGAUGGAUGACCUGGUUAUUGCUCCAAUGUCUACUAUAUCUAGCAUUACUAUGCUCAACAAGUUUAACAUCAAGGAAGUCGGUGCUUUAGAGGAAAAAGUUGUUCACUUAGGCAUGGAUGAGGUGUUGUUCGCUGAAGCAGGUAAGGAUUUCAUUGACUUCCUUUUCUCCCUUCUCACUUUACCGAUCGGUACCGUUAUCAAACUCAUAAACAACCAAGGCAUGGUAGGUGGUUGUUUGAGUAAUCUUUGCUUUAGUGUAUUCAAUCUAACCAAUAUGCAAUCCAACCUACCAAAAGAUGUAUUUAACACUUCCCUUUCAUCUCAUCAAGCUCCUCUUUUGCCACCUGAGCAAUGUUCCUCAACUCCACCAACCACUGAAACCAAAUUUAUCACGUGUUGGGAUUGCAGCAACCCCAUUUUGUCUCCAACUUCUGGUGCACGUUGUUCAUAUUGUAAAAAGGUAAUGUGUAAGGUUGUCACUAUGUAUGUUCCCGAACCGACGGCAUCGGGUCGUGGUCCAGACACUAGUGUGGGUGGAUUCGUGAAGGGAGUGGCAACAUACAUGGUAAUGGAUGAUUUGGUUGUUGAACCAAUCUCUACUAUGUCUAGCAUUACUUUGCUCAUGAACAAGUUUAAUAUCAAAGAAGUCGGUGAUUUAGAAGAAAAAGUUGUUUAUCUUGGCAUGAAUGAGAAAACCGACGGGCAAAAUCAUAAUCCUAAAAGGAUGACAAAUUCAGUGAUAACCUUGAAGCUUUUAGUUAAUAAAAGAGAUAAGAAAAUCAUGUUUGCUGAAGCAAACAAAGACUUUGUUGAUUUUCUCUUUUACAUACUCACAUUACCUAUCGGUGCUAUCACGAAACUUUUAGCAAAAGAACCGUUAUCAGGAAGCCUAGGAGAUCUUUAUCAGAGCAUUGAAAACCUAAACGGCAUGUAUAUACUACAAAGCAAGACCAAAGAGACUGUUUUGAACCCGCAAUCAACUUAUGUUCCGAAUCAAGAUUUGCUCUUGAUUUCCAAAGAUCCUCCAACUGAAACAAAGUUUUAUAGAUGCCCCAAUAGAUGCAAAUAUGUCACUAAUGACCCAAAGACUCUGUGUCCUAACUGCCGCUGGGCUAUGUCGGAGGAAAUGGCACAGGUCCCAACAGAGACGGCUAAAGGUACGGCUACUACAAUGGUUGGAGAAGUUGGAUUUGUGAAAGAAGUGGUAACUUAUAUGGUCAUGGAUGAUCUGACUGUAAAACCCAUGUCCACCAUUUCUACAAUAACUUUGCUCAACCAGAUGAGUAUUAAAGAUGUUGGUGUUCUUGAAGAAAAGGAGGUCCAAUUCGGGGUGUCAGAGGGUUUAAAGCUACUCAAGGCCUCCAUGGAAUGCAAGAAUGUACUGACUAGUGUAUUUCUAGACUCUGAAGACCACAUCAAUAUUGUUUAAGCCAGCUACUGUAAAAACUUGACAAGUAAAAGUUUGUUGUAUGCAAAUUCAGUAA
This is a messenger RNA of Erigeron canadensis, 2026 nucleotides long. RefSeq lists its product as uncharacterized. The record is from RefSeq and is a predicted model, not a curated record. The transcript has 4 exons. Bases 1 to 1971 code for a protein of 656 amino acids. Lineage: Eukaryota; Viridiplantae; Streptophyta; Magnoliopsida; Asterales; Asteraceae.